Molecule: messenger RNA, 657 nt
Organism: Penicillium riverlandense
Lineage: Eukaryota; Fungi; Ascomycota; Eurotiomycetes; Eurotiales; Aspergillaceae
Exons: 6
Coding region: 1-657 (218 amino acids)
Source: RefSeq, a predicted model, not a curated record
AUGGUCAAGUCUAUCAUUGCUCUCACUCUUCUCGCCGCUGCGAGUAUUGCGGCACCUGUUUCGCAGCCGGGUAAUGCGGUCAUCCCUCGAGAUGGAGAUGGUAAUCUCCUCGGCGGCUCGGAUAGCGGUGUCGCCAAGCUGCUGGGCGGUCUGACUAGCCGCAACAGCGAUGAGGCUGACAAGGGUAGUAAGGGGAAUAUACUGGCUGGCAUCCCCAUCGUCGGCGGCCUCCUCCGUAAGAGAGAAGUCCAGGAUCUUGAACCCCGGGCGGAUAUCCUAGGCAGCCUGCCCAUCCUGGGUCCUCUUCUUGCCGCUGGUGACCAGAAAAAGGGAAAGGAAAACAAAAAGGGCACGGAGCACCAGACAACGAAGCAUGCGAGGGAUCUGGGUCUGUCAGACAUUACUGGAAAUCUCCCCCUCAUCGGGUCCAUCCUUGACUCGCUUCCGAAGAAGACCGAUGAUGCAGACAAGAAGCGCGAGGCGGACAGCUUCAGCGCUCUCCUAGAUGAAGCCGCCCCAGAGUUGCAACGCCGGGACGAGGAGCAGAAGCAUGAGAAUGAAGCCCGUGCCACACCUAUCCAGGGCGCCACGCUACUCGAUGUUCUCUUCAAGAACGGUGUUCUCGGCCGGCUCAAAGGUAUUAUUCCUGCAGCAUAA